AAUGAUUUUUUCAGUUAUUUAAUUAAUUUAUUGUUGUGUGGACGGCACCCGUAAUGUCCCGGUCUGAAUAAAUGUAAGUAACACCCGUGGUUACGUCAGUCGUCGCGAUGGACGCUGUGAUCGGUAACAUGCGGACAACUAUUGGAACCAGCGUGAGAAAAAUCUUCUCAAAUAACCCUGGGAAUAAAAAUAUUAAUACAGACAAAGGCCUGAACAAUGGACAGGACGCUAAAAUGUCACUGUGCCAGAUCUGUGAAACUGAAAGCUGCGAUGUUCCCUUCAUUGUUCGAGAUAUUUGCAAAUUCAUCUCUCAGAAAUCAAUCAAAUUGGAAGGGAUUUUCAGGGUCAGCGCUCCAGUUCGGCAAAUAAACGAACUGAGGGAUUUAUACGAGUCAAAUACAAACCUAAGAGAUGAUAUGCUACUCAACCAGGAAGUUACUGAGGUCACAGGUCAUGCUGCGGCGGGAUUGUUGAAGCAAUUUUUCAGGCACCUCACAGAACCGCUCAUCCAUGGAGAAAUUCUUCAGGUUUUUCUCGAUAGUAAGACUAUCUCCGACAAAGAUUUCUGUGAAAAAGUCAGUCGCUGCAUGGACAAAUGGCCGCCGCCUCAUAGAUGCACUUUGACGUUCCUGCUAACGUUUCUCCACACUGUGGCACAAGAGAGUGAGAAUAGGAUGAGCGUCAAUGGACUUGCAGUCGUGUUUGGCCCGAAUGUUUUCAGAUUACCUGAUGGGGUAGAAGGACUGCAAGCCCAGGCUAUUGCUAAUCAGACUUUUGACAGGUUGCUUUCAUGCAGUCACAUUUUGUCGAAAAAACAGACACCUGUUCUCAAAAAACGUGAACCUCCUCCCCGGCCUGCCCCGCCCGCUUUUCGUCCUUUACCCCCCACUCCACUUGAAGAAUCUUUAUUAAGUGGGGAAACUUGUGAGCAAAAAGAAUCAGAAGUUUCAGUUGAAAAACCAGUUCCCGCAGUUCGUACUUCAAUCGGAAACCUUAACAAUGACAAAAAGCAAGCUUUGAAUAUAAAUGCCAUGAAUCAAUUUGAAGCCAUGCCUUAUAUUGAUGCCACACCAGACACUGGCGUUACAAAUAAUACUUUGGACAAAUCUGACAUUGUGCCUUGCAAUGGUAGCGCUGCACAACCAGAUGCCAUGCCACAAAAAAAUUUUGCCAUGCCACAAAUGACUGAUGUCACAACAAAUUACAAAAUGGAGUUGCCAGAAAAAUAUGGUGACAUGCCACAAAAAACAGUGGUUAUGCCACGUACUGAUGCCACACCAGCAUUUAUCGAUUCCACGCAAAUCUCUAAAAAUUCAUCAACAUCAUCAGAAGAAAUUCCAGAAGAAAUCUUGGAAACUUCAGAAUCAAUCGAGGAAGGAAAGAGUGAAAACAAAGCCGGGCAUUCACGCAACAUUCUCGACAACAUCAUUCGACAAAUAAUACAAACAAGGUUAUUUAAUAGUACCGAGUCAUCAUCUGUCAGCGAUGAAGCAGACUCAGCAUUAAAAACCCAUGAUCUGUUGCCAGCGACAACUGCGGGGAGAGUUGCUGGCCCAAGAAAUCGCCGACGUCCCGCUCGAACAAAUCGACUUUUGAAUAAUGUACACCUAGAGGACGACAGUGGCGAUGAUGAUGCUGUUGCCAAGGCAACAAACACAGAACAAAAUAAAACCGAUUAUGACAUCACUAUUGAAUCAGGGAAUUGUGAAAUGUCAAAUUUGAAAAGUCCACAAACUGUUGCUGUCACUUCAACUUCGACCUCUGUUGCCACGGUGAUGACCCCUGAUUCAGGAUGUAUCGUUGAAGAUUCAGAUUACCCUCGGAACUCGAGUCCUAUCAAAUCUGAACUGGCAAGGCUUGAUAUUGGUCGAAGUUUAAGCCCGGUUUAUAUUCCUAAAUUGGAUUUACGUAAUUCACUGGAUGAGGAGGAUAUGUCUAAGUUCAAAGACUCCCUGCUACCAUCUACUGGUGACAUUGUUCCACAGCUUGACCUAUCUUCGGUGACAGAAACAGUCGACAAUGCAGACGAUCUCAAACCUUUAAAAAAGAGGGAGCUAGACGCACAAAAAUUAUCCGAGACCAGUACACCACCUAAAGCAACCGCUAAGCAUGCCGCUACGAAACAUGGUGCAAGAAAAAAGAAGAAAAGGUCUUCCCAUAAUCAUCAGGUUUGA
Molecule: messenger RNA, 2174 nt
Organism: Styela clava
Lineage: Eukaryota; Metazoa; Chordata; Ascidiacea; Stolidobranchia; Styelidae
Source: RefSeq, a predicted model, not a curated record